Molecule: messenger RNA, 447 nt
Organism: Penicillium samsonianum
Lineage: Eukaryota; Fungi; Ascomycota; Eurotiomycetes; Eurotiales; Aspergillaceae
Exons: 2
Coding region: 1-447 (148 amino acids)
Source: RefSeq, a predicted model, not a curated record
AUGGCCAGCUAUCGAUCUCCUACCCCAUCCCCCAAAACUUUAGAGAUGGACACUUCGCUGACCGGGUUCAGGAAUAUUCGCACCAUUGCGCACCUCAACACAUGUUGUGUUCGUGCGGAAAAGAUCAUCGCAAAAUAUGAGCAUGAGCUUGCUUUAGAACGGCAGUCACACCGUGAGACCAACAAAGAAUUGCACGAGACUUCGAAAGUGGCCGAACUUAUAUAUACCGUCAAUCGAAGCCUUGGAGCUGCGGUGGACUACAUCCUGAAAGGGCAAGGGGUGUCGUUGGACGAAUGGGAACCAAAAUCCGUCGAAGCAUUGAUCAAUUCGCUGGUGAAGCAAGCUAAAGCAGGAGAGCGGCCAACUUCAGAGGGAGAGGACGAACCUUUUGCUGGAAGCGUUGAUUCUCGUCCAGUAGAGUUGAGCAGUGCAAACUUGCGUCAAUGA